GGCAAGGGAAAUGCCGACCAAUUGCGCUGCAGCGGGCUGUGCUACUACCUACAACAAGCACAUAAACAUCAGCUUCCACAGGUUUCCCUUGGAUCCUAAAAGAAGAAAAGAAUGGGUUCGCCUGGUUAGGCGCAAAAAUUUUGUGCCAGGAAAACACACUUUUCUUUGUUCAAAGCACUUUGAAGCCUCCUGUUUUGACCUAACAGGACAAACCCGACGACUUAAAAUGGAUGCUGUUCCAACCAUUUUUGAUUUUUGUACCCAUAUAAAGUCUAUGGAACUAAAGUCAAGGAAUCUUUUAAAGAAAAACAAGAAUUGCUCUCCAGCUGGACCAUCUAAUUUAAAAUCAAACAUUAGUAGUCAACAAGUACUGCUUGAACACAGUUAUGCCUUUAGAAAUCCUAUGGAAGCAAAAAAGAGGAUAAUUAAACUGGAAAAAGAAAUAGCAAGCUUAAGAAGAAAAAUGAAAAUUUGCCUACAAAAAGAACGUAGAGCAACUCGAAGAUGGAUCAAAGCUACAUACUUGAUGAGAAAUUUAGAAGCAAAUAACGUAUUACCUAAGGGCACAUCGGAACACAUUUUACCAACUGCCUUACGCAGUCUUCCUUUGGAAGAUUUCAAGAUUCUUGAGCAACAUCAGCAAGAUAAAACAUUACCAAUUCUCUAAAUCUAAAAGAAAUCAAGAGUACCUUCUCUUAAGUGUAUCUUGCACAGAACUCAGUGCCCAUCCACCAUUCUUUUCAGAGGAUUGUGAUAGUAAGCUUCAAACUCAUGUUUUCUAUGCACAGAAAAGGAGUCUGUAACAAAGACAAUUAGGGUGCUUUGAAGGAAAAGAGAAGACAUAUCCUGCAAGCAGACUGCACCACAAGAACUAAAGGACAGUGGCCACAAGGUCAAUCGCUGCCAUCUUUUUGUGUCUUUGAUGGUUGACCCAGGUAGUCACAGUUGAUCUCGUGCUAGAAGACUGGUUUCAGGUACCACGUUUUUGGCAUGCUGUCGUAUCAGAAGAUAGAUACCAAGCGCAAGGCUCGGUUUAAUCCGGUGUCAGGCUCCAGUGCUCCUGUUCUGCACCAGUGGUUAAAGUCUCAACUGAUAGGUUGUAGGUGCUCAUAUCCUUGUUUUCCAUGACAGAUUUUGACGACAAUAUAUACAAAAUAUAUAUAAAGAUGAUUACUAAUAUAGUAAUAUUGAGCUUGAUCAUUUGCAUUUCCUUAGCUUUCUGGAUUAUGUCAAUGACUGCUAGCACUUAUUACGGU
Molecule: messenger RNA, 1256 nt
Organism: Chinchilla lanigera (long-tailed chinchilla)
Lineage: Eukaryota; Metazoa; Chordata; Mammalia; Rodentia; Chinchillidae
Gene: Thap2
Product: THAP domain containing, apoptosis associated protein 2
Exons: 5
Coding region: 11-667 (218 amino acids)
Cellular component (GO): nucleus
Source: RefSeq, a predicted model, not a curated record